Cariama cristata (Red-legged seriema) is the source of this 642-nucleotide messenger RNA. RefSeq names its product calcium uptake protein 2, mitochondrial-like. The record is from RefSeq and is a predicted model, not a curated record. Gene Ontology annotation, cellular component: uniplex complex. NCBI's taxonomy places the organism in Eukaryota, Metazoa, Chordata, Aves, Cariamiformes, Cariamidae. The transcript has 5 exons. Gene Ontology annotation, biological process: calcium import into the mitochondrion; mitochondrial calcium ion homeostasis. The annotation marks the transcript as partial. Gene Ontology annotation, molecular function: calcium ion binding.
GGAGCAGAACUGGAAAGCUGCGGUGUUGAUACCAUGUUGCUGGUACAUUUCUUUGGAAAAGAAGGAAAGGAAAAACUUCACUAUUCUGAGUUUUUCAGAUUCAUGGAAGAUCUGCAAACAGAAGUCCAAGAAAUGGAAUUCAUAAAGUUUUCAAAGGGUUUGAACGUCAUGAGAAAAGAAGACUUUGCGGAAUGGCUACUGUACUUCACUGAUGAGGAAAACAAUGAAAUCUACUGGCAGAACGUGAAGGACAGAAUUGAGGCAGGAGAGAAUAUCAGUUUGGAAGAAUUCAAGACUUUUUGCAAGUUUACAAAUGACCUGGAAGACUUUUCUAUCGCUAUGCAGAUGUUUACUGUAGCCAAUCGUCCUGUUAAACGGGCUGAGUUCAAGAGAGCAGUGAAGGUGGCAACAGGACAGGAGCUCUCAGAUAAUGUUUUGGACACCAUCUUCAAGAUUUUUGAUCUGGAUGGAGAUGACUGCCUCAGCCACAGCGAGUUUCUUGGAGUCCUGAGGAACCGAAUUCAUCGAGGUUUGAGGGUACCACAACAGCAAGGCAUUCAAGGUUACUGGAAGUGUGUGAAAAGAGAAAGCAUUAAAGGAGCCAAAGAAGUGUGGAAGCAAACUGGGAAAAGUCCUUUUUAA